Messenger RNA from Hevea brasiliensis (rubber tree), 4065 nucleotides. RefSeq names its product protein TOPLESS. The record is from RefSeq and is a predicted model, not a curated record. Bases 291 to 3710 code for a protein of 1139 amino acids. Gene Ontology annotation, biological process: regulation of DNA-templated transcription. Gene Ontology annotation, molecular function: protein binding. Lineage: Eukaryota; Viridiplantae; Streptophyta; Magnoliopsida; Malpighiales; Euphorbiaceae. The transcript is spliced from 27 exons.
UAUCACUUCUUUAUCUGUCUCCUCUUUCCUAUAAAAAUCGCCAUUCUGCAAGUUUUAAUGUUUGUAUGUGUAUAAAUCUAAUUUUUCUAGAGAGAGAAGGUUUAGAAAAGGAGAGAUAAAUCUUGCUUCAAUUCUGGAGAGAGAAAGCUGUGGUUUUUAGAAAGAGAAAGCUUCUCUUAGCGGUCGUUGUCUCUCUCGCUCUGGUUCUCUGAUCUCUCUGCUUUGUUUAUGAGAUCUAGCGUUAAUUAGGUGAUAUUUGAGCAUUUCUAAGCGAAAACGGGGCUGUUAAGAUGUCCUCUCUCAGUAGAGAGCUUGUGUUCUUGAUCCUGCAGUUUCUUGAUGAGGAAAAGUUCAAAGAGACUGUUCACAAGCUUGAACAGGAAUCUGGGUUUUUCUUUAAUAUGAAGUAUUUUGAGGAUGAGGUGCACAGUGGUAAUUGGGAUGAGGUGGAGAAGUAUCUCUCUGGUUUCACAAAAGUCGAUGAUAAUCGAUACUCAAUGAAAAUCUUUUUCGAGAUUAGGAAGCAAAAGUAUCUUGAAGCAUUGGAUAAGCAUGAUCGUUCCAAGGCAGUGGAUAUAUUGGUAAAGGAUUUGAAAGUGUUUGCCACAUUCAAUGAGGAGCUUUUCAAGGAAAUCACUCAGCUAUUGACGUUGGAGAAUUUCAGGGAGAAUGAGCAACUAUCCAAAUACGGAGACACAAAGUCUGCAAGAGCAAUUAUGUUGGUGGAGCUCAAGAAGCUUAUUGAGGCAAACCCCCUGUUUCGCGAUAAAUUGCAGUUUCCUAACCUUAAAAAUUCAAGGCUGCGGACUCUCAUUAACCAAAGCUUGAAUUGGCAACAUCAACUUUGUAAAAAUCCAAGGCCAAAUCCAGACAUUAAAACUCUCUUUGUGGACCAUUCAUGUGGGCAACCAAAUGGUGCUCGGGCUCCAUCACCUGCAAACAAUCCACUGCUUGGAUCCUUACCAAAAGCUGGAGGGUUUCCUCCUCUUGGUGCACAUGGGCCAUUCCAACCUACAGCACCUGUUCCAGCGCCUCUUGCAGGUUGGAUGUCUAAUCCUUCCACUGUAACUCAUCCAGCAGUUUCUGGAGGAGGAGCCAUUGGCCUUGGUGCUCCAUCAAUCCCAGCUGCUCUGAAGCAUCCAAGGACUCCUCCAACUAACCCUUCUGUCGACUAUCCAUCUGGAGAUUCUGAUCAUGUUGCAAAACGAACAAGGCCUAUGGGCAUUUCUGAUGAGGUCAAUUUGCCGGUUAAUGUGUUGCCAGUAUCAUUUCCAGGACAUGGUCAUGGUCAGACUUUUAAUGCCCCAGAUGACUUGCCAAAGACUGUUGCUAGGUCUUUGAAUCAGGGAUCAUCUCCUAUGAGCAUGGAUUUCCAUCCUGUUCAACAGACUCUUCUUCUAGUUGGUACCAAUGUGGGUGAUGUUGGGCUGUGGGAAGUUGGUUCUAGGGAACGACUGGUGUUAAGAAACUUCAAAGUUUGGGAUCUUAGUACUUGUUCAAUGCCUCUGCAGGCGGCUCUAGGGAAAGAUCCUGUUGUGUCUGUGAACCGUGUGAUUUGGAGUCCUGAUGGUUCCUUAUUUGGAGUUGCAUACUCGAGGCACAUUGUACAAAUAUAUUCUUACCAUGGUGGUGAUGAUGUAAGGCAGCACUUGGAGAUUGAUGCUCAUGUUGGCGGAGUAAAUGAUCUUGCAUUCUCCAACCCUAAUAAGCAACUUUGUGUAAUAACUUGUGGUGAUGACAAGACCAUCAAGGUAUGGGAUGCUGCUACUGGUACAAAACAGUAUACUUUUGAAGGACAUGAGGCUCCUGUUUAUUCUGUCUGCCCUCACUAUAAGGAAAACAUUCAGUUUAUUUUUUCAACUGCAUUGGAUGGGAAGAUAAAGGCAUGGUUGUAUGACAAUUUGGGAUCUCGAGUUGAUUAUGAGGCUCCUGGUCGCUGGUGCACAACCAUGGCUUACAGUGCUGAUGGUACAAGGCUUUUUUCAUGUGGGACAAGUAAAGAGGGGGAGUCGCAUAUUGUUGAGUGGAAUGAAAGUGAAGGUAAUGUGAAAAGGAGCUAUCUAGGUUUCCGCAAACGUUCUUUGGGUGUUGUGCAAUUUGAUACAACAAAGAACCGGUUUUUGGCUGCUGGUGAUGAUUUUUCUAUCAAGUUCUGGGAUAUGGACAAUGUUCAACUUUUGACGUCAAUUGAUGCUGAUGGAGGCCUUCCAGCAAGUCCACGUAUCCGCUUCAACAAAGAUGGCACUCUCUUGGCAGUUUCUGCCAAUGAGAAUGGUAUUAAAAUAUUGGCAAAUUCCGAUGGUCUUAGAUUGUUGCGGUCAUUUGAGAAUCUCUCUUAUGAUGCCUCACGAGCAUCUGAAACAGUUACGAAGCCUAUAAUUAGCCCAAUCUCAGCAGCAGCGGCAGCAGCAGCAGCUGCUGCAACUAGUGCUGGACUUGCAGAUAGAAAUGCUUCUAUGGUUACUAUUCCUGGAAUGAAUGGCGAUGCUCGGAACAUGGGAGAUGUGAAACCUAGAAUAAAUGAAGAAUCCAAUGACAAAUCGAAGAUAUGGAAGCUCACUGAAAUUAAUGAACCAUCUCAAUGUCGAUCCUUAAGGCUUCCUGAAAACUUGAGAGUGAACAAGAUAUCAAGGUUAAUUUAUACAAAUUCAGGUAAUGCCAUUUUGGCAUUAGCAUCAAAUGCAAUUCAUCUUCUAUGGAAGUGGCAACGAAGUGACCGUAAUUCAACUGGCAAGGCAACUGCCAAUGUGUCCCCUCAAUUAUGGCAACCAUCAAGUGGCAUUCUGAUGACCAAUGACAUUACUGACACUAACCCUGAAGAGGCUGUCCCAUGCUUUGCUUUGUCCAAAAAUGAUUCUUAUGUUAUGUCAGCAUCUGGAGGAAAGAUUUCCCUUUUCAAUAUGAUGACAUUUAAGACAAUGACAACUUUCAUGCCACCACCACCUGCAGCAACAUUUCUUGCUUUUCAUCCUCAAGAUAAUAAUAUUAUUGCUAUUGGCAUGGAUGAUUCCACAAUUCAGAUCUAUAAUGUUCGUGUAGAUGAGGUCAAGAGUAAGCUCAAAGGCCACUCUAAAAGAAUAACGGGCCUUGCCUUCUCCCAUGUUCUGAAUGUGCUAGUUUCAUCGGGAGCAGAUGCUCAACUUUGUGUAUGGAACUCUGAUGGAUGGGAAAAGCAGAAGACAAGAUUCUUGCAAGUUCCACCUGGGAGGACAACAACUGGACAAUCAGACACACGUGUACAAUUUCAUCAGGACCAGAUACAAUUUCUGGUUGUACAUGAGACUCAGCUUGCAAUAUAUGAAGCAACUAAACUAGAGUGUCCAUGUCCAAAGCAGUGGGUCACACCUGAAUCUUCCGCACCAAUCUCUCAUGCAACAUUCUCAUGUGAUAGUCAGCUGGUAUAUGCUAGCUUCUUAGAUGCAACAGUCCGUGUGUUUAGUGCUCAAAAUUUGAGACUACGUUGUCGCAUCAAUCCUUCCUCUUAUCUUCCUGCUAAUGUCAGCAGUUCUAAUGUCCACCCACUUGUGAUUGCUGCACAUCCACAAGAAUCAAAUCAGUUUGCAUUGGGACUAUCUGAUGGUGGGGUUCAUGUCUUUGAACCCCUUGAAUCUGAAGGCAAAUGGGGAGUGCCGCCUCCUGCUGAGAAUGGGUCAGCAAGCAGUGCUGCUCCUCCUGUUGGACCUUCAGGUUCAGACCAAGCCCAGAGAUGAUCUAUUCUCUGCCAGAGCGCAAGUUCUUUUACAUACUUGGCUUGCUGGCCUACUCCUAAGUUAGUUUGACGUUCAUGAUGUGUAAUUUACUCAAGGACCAACUUGCAACAGAUGUAGAUUAAGCAUGUUUUGUUAGAUACUGUGUAAGGUAAAUGCUGUAGGAACAUUGUUAGUAAAUGCUUUUCACCAUUUAGAAAAAUAUAUCUUGAACAUUUAUUUAUUUAUUUAUUUUGUUCUGUGUUUAUUGUCUUUCCUUUCAAUUGUUCAAUAGUAUGAAAAUUUUAUCUUUUGACCUGAACCCUUGGCAUCCUCAAAUUUUAUCUAUGUAUGGAAAACUCUUAUGUUUAUUUUCUCA